This is a messenger RNA of Closterium sp. NIES-67, 621 nucleotides long. Lineage: Eukaryota; Viridiplantae; Streptophyta; Zygnematophyceae; Desmidiales; Closteriaceae. The record is from the annotation of a GenBank genome assembly.
AAGGACGCGCUCAUGUGUGUCAGUCCACUUAACGUGGUGGAGCAGCGCGACAAGUGUCGCCUCAUUCUUGACUUGCGCAAAGUCAACAACUACCUCGACAUCCCCAAGUUCAAGUACGAAGGCUUGAACAGGGUAGCCGAACUCAUCCGCCCAGGCGAUUGGAUGUUCUCCAUCGACCUAAAGUCAGGCUACCACCAUGUCGAGAUCCACCCCUCCUGCUGGAAGUUCUUGGGAUUUCAGCUCGAAGGAGACUGCUAUUCCUUCAUAUCGCUCUCGUUCGGGCUUGCCACUGCCCCGUUCAUCUUCACACAACUGAUCAAACAACUGGCAAAGCGAUGGCGGGCAAGCGGCGUGCGGGUUGUUCCAUAUGUCGACGACUUACUAUUCCUCUGCAACUCCCACUCGGAUGCACGCUCGACCUGCGCAGCUGUUGUUCAGGACCUGAAGGCAGCAGGUUUUGUUAUAAACGGCAAAAAGUCACAUCAACACCCCUCGCGCCAGAUAGCUUUCCUCGGCUUGGAGAUUGAUGCCGCCCAAGGCACCUUCUCCCUGGGGCGCCACCCUGACACAACUUCCUGGGACGCCCAUUGAAGCCAGUGCUCGCAUGCCCGAGGAACUACU